Lytechinus variegatus (green sea urchin) is the source of this 3385-nucleotide messenger RNA. Its product is annotated as deleted in malignant brain tumors 1 protein-like. Lineage: Eukaryota; Metazoa; Echinodermata; Echinoidea; Temnopleuroida; Toxopneustidae. Bases 1782 to 3305 code for a protein of 507 amino acids. Gene Ontology annotation, cellular component: membrane. The record is from RefSeq and is a predicted model, not a curated record. The transcript has 5 exons.
CAAUCGCGAAUUUUCCAGCGGAGCCCUAUUCAAUCAAUAUAGCUCCAUCAAUAUAAAAAUGAUAAACGAGAUUACCAAAAUCCUUUCAGAACUAUGGAAAUGAAAUUUUGAACUCUUAAUGCGAUUAUUAGAAGACACUGAAACUUAGGUACAAUAGCUCUUAUCAAGUAAUCGAGAUGCCGUAUUGAUAAUGGGAAUGUAUAGACCCAUAGAAACUGAAUUCCGGUUCCCACAGCUACCCUCAAAGGGAAACCAAAACCUGUCAAAGGCUUGUCAAAAUUCAGUUUCAAGAGACCAUUUUAGACACAGGAAAAGAAAAUAAAGUAAAAUGAACUAUUUACAACCGUUAUUUGAGAAGAUCACUGUACAUUAGUUUAAAACAAAUUAUUUGACAUUUUAAGGUCAUGUUUCAAUAACAAAAACGACUGAAGGAUUGCGCAGGCCUUCUGUCAUCCUUUAUACGAGGUCCGGCUUUAGGUCAUUCAAUACAGCAGUUUUGCCAUUUUCUCUACAUGAAUAGUACUAUAAUUACAAUGGCUGUUACUUACGUCUUGUUCAUGAUUAUCUCAUGUAUAUUCGAGGCAGUUGCGUCAGUAAUAACUGGUAAGUAGAUUGUUACUGUACAGGAUUGGCCAAGAAAAUGUAGAAUAUGGCAGAAUGUUGUUUUACUAGCUGCCCACCAGUUUUCUCGGAAUCAUCACUAAACAUUUUAGAGGGUCAUGCAGUCCAAUGGUUAGAUCAUUUGACUCAUAAUAGCAAGGUUGUGAGUUCGAUUCCCCACUCUGCCAUUGUCUCCACUUUGAUAAAAAUGCCCGAGAGUAAUACAUGUCGUUUAUAAGGUCAGCCAUUAUGACUGAUUAACCUAGACGUAAAAUGUUUCCUGGGUAAUUGAUUAUAUACCAGCUUGGCGUUUACCAGCAAAACGCUGUUCUGCCGAGUUCCUACGGGGGUAACCAUAGCCAAAAGUUAAUAUUAUAUAAAAUGACAAUUGUUUUCUGAGCGGAGAAUAUUAUCAGAGUGAAGAACAAAACGUAAUGGAGUCAUCCACUGGGAAAAAUCAGGCCAUAUCUAAUAUACUUCACUGUACGACACUAUACAUCCGAAGAAUAUAGAGAAAAUGAUCACCCACCGAUCAAGCUGUCACCGUACUUCUAUCAAGAUUUGCAUCUGAUCGGGGAAUCUAAUAAAGCAGAAGGAAGAGUUGAAAUCUUCUAUGAUGGAUCCUGGGAAACUCUCUGUGAAAACUGGUGGGACGAGAACGAUGCAAAGGUCGUCUGUGCCAUGAUGGGAUUUCAUGUGGUCGUAGACGUGACACGAUCAACCAGAUUUAGUCGAGGAUCUGGUGAUAUUUUCCGUGUGGAUUGCUGGGGUACAGUGGAAAACCUGGACGAAUGUCCGUUCGUAGGGAUUACCACUUCCUGCGAACAUCACAUGGACGCAGGUGCCAUAUGCUACUUGAGAGGUAGGAAUACUAUGAAUAAGAAUAUCAUGGCCAUUGUAGAAUUAGUCACACCAGUUUUUCUCUAAAAGAGAGGUCAAGGUGGACAUCAAACAAUAUAUGUUCUAUUUAUGUCCAUGAAAAUCAUGUCUAAAGCAGCUGAAAAUAAUGUUUCAAUUAAAUCCAUUUUCAAAAAAAUGUAGUCCUUCCGAAUCGACUCGAAGUUCGACUUGUCAAAGGGUUUGAUGUUUCUGAAGGAAGAGUGGAGAUCUUGUAUAAUGGAUCUUGGGGAACUAUAUGUGAUACAUGGUGGGAUCUGAGAGAAGCAAGUGUCGUUUGCAAGAUGCUAGACUUCGACGGAGCCUUGGACGCACCUGGAUCUGCUAGGUUUGGUCAGGGAUCUGGAAUGGUUAUUCUCGAUAGGGUCGAUUGUGAUGGAACAGAAGAAAAUCUUGCAGACUGCGGUUAUUCGGACGAUGCCCGUUACACGUGCAGUCAUACAAGCGAUGCAGGAGCUGUUUGCUACUCGGGAAAUCAUCCGAAACCGUUACAGGUUCGUCUAAUCAGUGGAUCUAACGACGCUGAAGGGAGUGUACAGGUCCUGAAUGGCGACUCAUGGGGUACUGUCUGUGAUGACAGCUGGGAUCUACGAGAUGCCAGAGUGGUUUGUAAGAUGCUUGGGUUUGAUGGAGCUUUGGAGGCACCGAGAUCCGCUAGGUUUGGUCAAGGAUCAGGUCCUAUUAGCCUUGAUGCUGUCGGAUGUGACGGUACAGAAGAAAACAUUGCAGAAUGCAUUCACCGAGGGCUUGGAGUACAUUACUGUGGACAUGAUGAAGAUGCGGGGGCCAUUUGCUACAAAGGAGAUCAUCCCAAACCUUUCGAUGUCAGACUUUCUGGUGGAUCUAGCAGUGCUGAAGGCAGAGUGGAAGUCUUGUACAAUGGAUCAUGGGGAACUGUAUGUGAUAAUGGAUGGGAUCUCAGAGAUGCAAGGGUCGUCUGUAGAAUGCGAGGGUUUGAUGGGGCUUUGGACGCACCUACUUCUGCAAGAUUUGGUCAGGGUUCUGGGGUCAUACUUCUAGAUCUCGUUGGUUGUGAAGGAACAGAGGCCAAUCUUGCGGACUGUGCACAUCUAGGGAUAGGUGUUAAUUACUGUGGACAUGACGAAGAUGCUGGUGCCAUCUGUUAUUCAGGAAAUCAUCCAGACUCUUUAAGAGUACGCCUUAUUAACGGAUCCAGUAGCUCUGAAGGAAGGGUGGAAGUCAGCUACAACGGUACCUGGGGUACAAUCUGUGAUGAUGGGUGGGACUUGCAGGAUGCCAAAGUCGUGUGCCGGAUGCUGGACCUUGGCGAGGCUUCGGCUGCACCGGGUUCAGCCCGGUAUGGUGAAGGGUCUGAUGAAACAUUUCUUUCUCUCGUCGGGUGCGAGGGCACGGAGAAGAAUCUUGCAGACUGCGGACACCUCGGGUUUGGAGUGCACAGCUGCAAACACAACGAAGACGCUAGUGUUGUGUGUCUCGUAGGAGUUCGACUUGUCGGUGGAGCUAAUGAAUAUGAGGGAAGAGUUGAGAUUUUUCACGAAGGGUCUUGGGGGACUGUAUGCGAUGAUUUAUGGGACCUUGACGAUGCUACCGUUGUGUGCAAACAAUUAGGAUUUGGCGGAGCUUCGGCUGCUUUACCCGGUGCAAGAUUUGGUCAAGGUUCUGGAAACAUAUUUCUGGAUGGAGUUCGAUGCAACGGGACAGAACCCACCCUCAAGGAUUGCAAACAUAAGGGACUAGGUGUUCACGACUGCGGGCACAAAGAGGAUGCCAGUGCGAGAUGCAUCGUUGACACUAAUAUAGGUGAAGUAAUAAACACACAGAGCUAAUAAAACUUCCAACAAUGCCUGCGGAUCUAGCACGUAUAAAAAGUCUCGAAUCUAAUUACUUUACAGGAAGAUUAUGCAAA